UCCCCGCCCGCUGCCAUGGCCGAGCCCGCCGCCGUGUCCUCGCUGCCCCGCGAGGUCCGCGAGCAGCUGGCCGAGCUGGAGCUGGAGCUGUCGGAAGGGGACAUCACACAGAAGGGGUAUGAGAAGAAGAGAGCAAAGCUGCUGGCUCCAUAUGUUCCACAAACCCAAGGGGUUGAUCCAGCAUUACAGAAGGAAUCCAGACCUCAGGUGCCAGUUCCAGCUGCAACUCCAGCCUCAGCAUCAUCUUCCUCCUCCUCCUCCUCCUCCUCCAAAUUCCACCGAGCUCGCUCAGGGGGAGCCAGGGAUGAGCGUUAUCGAUCUGAUAUCCACACAGAAGCCGUGCAGGCAGCGCUGGCCAAGCACAAGGAGCAGAAGAUGGCACUGCCCAUGCCCACCAAGCGCCGCUCCACCUUCGUCCAGUCCCCAGCAGACGCCUGCACUCCCCCAGACACGUCUUCCGCCUCCGAGGACGAGGGCUCGCUCAGGCGCCAAGCUGCUCUCUCUGCUGCAUUGCACCAGAGCUUACAGAAUGCUGAGUCUUGGAUCAACCGAUCUGUUCAGGGGUCAUCCACAUCCUCAUCAGCAUCCUCUACACUUUCCCAUGGAGAAGGCAAAGGGACCAGUGGGUCACUAGCUGAUGUAUUUGCCAAUACUCGAAUAGAAAGUUUCUCAGUCCCCCCAGAUGUCACAGCAACUACCUCCACCCCCUCAGCACGGCCGGCAGCCAUCGACCUCCCUCCCUCCGGAAUUGUCAAGGGGAUGCACAAGGGAUCCAACCGCUCCAGUCUCAUGGACACUGCAGAUGGUGUUCCUGUGAGCAGCAGAGUCUCCACAAAAAUUCAGCAGUUGCUGAACACCUUGAAAAGACCUAAAAGGCCACCCCUGAAAGAAUUCUUUGUGGAUGAUUUUGAAGAAAUUGUGGAAGUUCCUCAGCCUGACCCAAACCAACCCAAACCUGAGGGUCGCCAGAUGACCCCAGUGAAGGGAGAGCCCCUGGGAGUGAUUUGUAAUUGGCCUCCUGCCCUGGAAGCUGCUCUGCAACGCUGGGGAACCACUCAGGCCAAAUGUCCCUGCCUGACAGCCCUGGAUGUGACAGGAAAACCAGUUUAUACCCUCACCUAUGGAAAACUGUGGAGCAGAAGCCUCAAGCUGGCCUACACCCUGCUUAAUAAACUGGGGACCAAAAAUGAACCUGUGUUAAAACCUGGAGACAGGGUGGCCCUUGUGUACCCCAACAACGACCCUGUGAUGUUCAUGGUGGCAUUUUAUGGCUGUCUCCUGGCAGAAGUGAUCCCAGUGCCUAUAGAGGUACCUCUUACCAGAAAGGAUGCUGGUGGGCAGCAGAUUGGUUUCCUGCUGGGGAGCUGUGGGAUUGCUCUGGCCCUCACCACUGAAGUGUGUCUGAAAGGGCUCCCAAAAACCCAGAAUGGAGAAAUUGUGCAGUUUAAAGGUUGGCCCAGACUCAAAUGGGUUGUGACAGAUUCAAAAUAUCUCUCCAAAUCUCCCAAGGAUUGGCAGCCCAACAUCUCAGCAGCAGGAACUGAGCCAGCAUAUAUUGAGUACAAGACCAGCAAAGAGGGCAGUGUCAUGGGUGUCACCGUGUCCCGUGUGGCCAUGCUGGCUCACUGCCAAGCCCUGUCCCAGGCCUGCAACUACUCUGAAGGUGAAACCAUAGUGAAUGUGUUGGAUUUUAAGAAGGAUGCAGGGCUGUGGCAUGGCAUUCUAACGAAUGUAAUGAACAAGCUGCACACCAUCAGCGUGCCCUAUUCUGUGAUGAAAACCUGUCCCCUCUCCUGGGUGCAGAGGGUUCAUGCCCACAAAGCAAAAGUUGCUCUGGUGAAGUGUCGAGACUUGCACUGGGCCAUGCUGGCCCAUCGGGACCAAAGAGACGUGAGCCUGAGCUCGCUGCGCAUGCUGAUCGUCACCGACGGGGCCAACCCCUGGUCUGUUUCCUCCUGUGAUGCCUUCCUGAGCUUGUUCCAGUGCCAUGGGCUCAAACCAGAGGCGAUUUGUCCCUGUGCCACCUCCCCCGAAGCGAUGACCGUGGCAAUCCGGAGGCCUGGAGUCCCUGGGGCCCCUUUGCCAGGCAGAGCCAUCCUGUCCUUGAAUGGGCUGAGCUUUGGGGUGAUUCGAGUCAACACUGAGGACAAAAACUCUGCUCUCACUGUCCAGGACGUUGGGCACGUGAUGCCAGGAGGCAUGAUGUGUAUAGUGAAACCAGAUGGGCCACCCCAGCUCUGUAAAACAGAUGAGAUUGGUGAAAUCUGUGUGAGCUCCAGAGCAGGAGGAAUGAUGUACUAUGGGCUGGCAGGGGUGACAAAGAAUACUUUUGAGGUGAUCCCUGUGAACUCCUCUGGCUCUCCAGUGGGGGAAGUUCCCUUCGUGCGCUCCGGCUUGCUGGGAUUUGUUGGACCUGGCAGUUUGGUGUUUGUGGUUGGGAAGAUGGACGGCUUGCUGACGGUGAGCGGGAGGAGACACAACGCCGACGACAUCGUGGCCACUGGGCUGGCUGUGGAGUCCCUCAAAACAGUUUACAGAGGAAGGAUUGCUGUGUUCUCUGUGUCCGUGUUCUACGACGAGAGGAUCGUGGUGGUGGCAGAGCAGAGGCCAGAUGCCUCAGAGGAGGACAGCUUCCAGUGGAUGAGUCGGGUGCUGCAGGCAAUUGACAGCAUUCACCAAGUGGGUGUUUACUGCCUUGCUCUGGUGCCAGCUAACACAUUGCCAAAAACUCCUCUGGGAGGAAUCCACAUCUCCCAAACCAAGCAGCACUUUCUGGAGGGCUCUCUGCACCCCUGCAACAUCCUCAUGUGCCCACACACUUGUGUGACCAACUUGCCAAAGCCCAGGCAGAAACAGCCAGGUGUGGGCCCUGCCUCUGUGAUGGUGGGGAACCUGGUUGCUGGGAAGAGAAUUGCUCAAGCCUCUGGGAGAGAUCUGGGUCAAAUAGAAGACAAUGAUUUAGUUAAAAAGCACCAGUUUCUGACAGAGGUGUUGCAGUGGAGAGCUCAAGCAACUCCUGACCACCCACUCUUCCUUUUAUUGAAUGCCAAGGGAACCACUGUGUGCACAGCCACCUGCCUCCAGCUGCACAAAAAAGCUGAGAGAAUUGCAUCAGUGCUGUGUGACAAAGGCCAUCUCAAUGCAGGGGACAAUGUGGUGCUUCUUUAUCCUCCUGGAAUUGAGCUCAUCUCAGCCUUCUAUGGCUGCCUGUACUCGGGCUGUGUCCCUGUCACCGUGCGCCCUCCCCACGCCCAGAGCCUGGUGGCAACACUGCCCACAGUGAAGAUGAUUGUGGAGGUCAGCAAAGCUGCCUGUAUCCUCACAACCCAGACCCUGAUGAGGCUGCUCAAGUCCAGAGAGGCAGCUGGUGCUGUGGAUGUGAAAACCUGGCCAACCAUCAUCGACACAGAUGACUUGCCCAGGAAGCGACUGGCCCAGAUCUACAAGCCACCCACACCUGAAAUGUUGGCAUAUCUAGAUUUUAGUGUAUCCACAACAGGCAUGCUCACAGGAGUAAAGAUGUCCCAUGCUGCUGUCAGUGGCCUGUGCAGGGCCAUCAAGCUGCAGUGUGAGCUCUACUCCUCGCGGCAGAUUGCCAUUUGUCUGGACCCCUACUGCGGGCUGGGAUUUGUGCUCUGGUGCCUUUGCAGUGUGUAUUCUGGACAUCAGUCAAUUUUAAUUCCUCCUAUGGAGCUGGAAUCCAAUCUUUUUCUCUGGUUAUCUACUGUCAGCCAGUAUAAAAUAAGGGACACUUUCUGUUCCUAUUCAGUCAUGGAACACUGUACAAAGGGACUUGGAAACCAAGUUGAAAUGUUAAAGGCUCGAGGCAUUAACCUGUCCUGUGUGAGGACCUGCGUGGUGGUGGCCGAGGAGCGGCCGCGCGUUUCCCUCACUCAUUCCUUCUCCAAACUCUUCAAGGACAUCGGCCUCUCCCCCCGAGCUGUCAGCACCACCUUUGGCUCAAGGGUCAACGUGGCCAUCUGUUUACAGGGGACGUCGGGGCCCGAUCCCACCACGGUGUAUGUAGACCUGAAAUCCUUGAGACAUGACAGAGUGCGUCUGGUGGAACGAGGAGCUCCUCAGAGCCUGCUGCUGUCUGAGUCUGGGAAGAUCCUGCCUGGAGUCAAAGUGGUCAUUGUCAAUCCAGAGACAAAAGGACCUCUGGGAGAUUCUCACCUUGGAGAGAUUUGGGUGAACAGCCCCCACACAGCCAGUGGUUAUUACACCAUCUACGACAACGAGACGCUGCAGGCCGACCACUUCAACACCCGUCUGAGCUUCGGCGACGCCGCGCAGACGCUCUGGGCACGCACCGGGUACCUGGGAUUCGUGCGGCGCACAGAGCUCACGGCAGCCAGUGGAGAGCGCCACGAUGCCCUGUACGUUGUGGGAGCCCUGGAUGAGACUCUGGAGCUGCGGGGGCUGCGCUACCACCCCAUCGACAUCGAGACCUCGGUGUCCCGAACCCACAGGAGCAUUGCAGAAUGCGCUGUGUUCACCUGGACCAACCUGCUGGUGGUGGUGGUGGAGCUGUGUGGCUGCGAACAAGAAGCUCUGGAUUUGGUCCCUCUGGUCACCAACGUGGUCCUGGAGGAACAUUACUUGAUUGUGGGGGUGGUGGUGGUGGUGGAUCCCGGAGUCAUCCCCAUCAAUUCGCGCGGCGAGAAGCAGCGCAUGCACCUCCGGGACAGUUUCCUGGCAGAUCAGCUGGACCCCAUUUACGUGGCCUACAACAUGUGAUGGCACCACUGAGGGAUCAGGGAGGUUAGGAAAUGAAGCUGGUGAAAAAUUACUAAUACUUGAGCUAAAGUUUGAAGUUGCUGCCACAUUCCCUCCCUCUCAUUCUGGGGGGUUUUGGGUCCUGGUAGGGUGAAGGAAAUGUGGGAAGCAGCAGCAAACUGUCUGUAACAAGUUUACUGAACCAUGAGCUUUAGAGAACUGCAAAGUGGGAAAAUGUGUGAGCUACAAAAUCCCCAAGGCCUUUACAGUAGUGUUACUUUUUCACCCGUUGUACAUAUUUGUAUUUUUAUCUAAUCCCGGGUUAGGAUUCUAUAAGGGGAGGGUUUAUUUAGUUAAGAUAAUAAACUAUUAAGAAAAGGGUCACCAGAAUUCUGCAGUUCCCUCCUCCAUGCUCUCCUUUGCAUCUGGAGCUGUUCAUAACCCACAGGAUCUUAUUGACAAUUGUGCCAUGACCAAAUCAAUAACAGAAUCAGAGUUGCUUAUUCAUAUAGAGAUUUCUGGAAUUUAAAAAGAAUUUUUUGCCUAUAUUUUAAAUAUGUAAAUAUUACUAUACAUAAUUCACUUAGAUAGAAAAUUAACUUGGCUAGUGAGGACAGCUGAAGGUUGAUACUUUUAAGGACAGGUGACUUUUGUGGUCCUCAGCAUCCUGGCAUUGGCUUGGACACAAUGUGAGAUGCUCCCACCUUGCCCAGGUGUCUGAUUUCGUUUUUAUCUUUAUUCUGGUGUGCAGAACCCUUUGGUUUUAAGGCACAUCUUUUCUCCAAGAGGCUGAGAAUUCAGCAUGGAAUGGGGUAGAAAUGGCAGAAAUCCCAGGAGGAAAUGAGGGACAGCCUCAUCCUGUGGCACCAGGUGUGGGAAGGAAAAAAAUUCCUGAGGUUGGCACCAGAUGUGGAAAGGAAAAAAAUUCCUGAGGUUGGCACACAAAC
This is a messenger RNA of Catharus ustulatus (Swainson's thrush), 5666 nucleotides long. RefSeq names its product disco interacting protein 2 homolog B (gene DIP2B). The coding region runs from base 16 to 4740 and encodes 1574 amino acids. NCBI's taxonomy places the organism in Eukaryota, Metazoa, Chordata, Aves, Passeriformes, Turdidae. The record is from RefSeq and is a predicted model, not a curated record. The transcript is spliced from 38 exons.